Messenger RNA from Clonostachys rhizophaga, 1566 nucleotides. Lineage: Eukaryota; Fungi; Ascomycota; Sordariomycetes; Hypocreales; Bionectriaceae. The record is from the annotation of a GenBank genome assembly.
AUGGCAAAGGCUUGCUCUUAUGGCCCAGCCAAGGUUCCGCUCCGGGAUCGCAGGGCACAACUACGAUCUUCAGAUGAAGCCCCGUGGAUCGUCCAGAACUCGAGUCCCCAGAAUUGGUCAAAGGUAGCGACACAGGUAUCAAAACCAAGAGACGCAUGGAAUCAAGCUCCUUGGAAAUUGAUUGAGCUGGAGAGGAUUAACACUUUUGAUGCCUUCCCCAUCCUGAUGCCUCUUAGAUCAAAGGAGCUUCUUCACUACUUUAGGCAAGUCGGUGAAGCAUUUACCGUGCCGUCUGAACCGCAACCCGAACAGCAACUAGAUGAUUGUAUGAGCUCGGCUGUUCAAGACCCGUUCGCCCUCCGUAACAUGCUCCUCAUUGCCGGCAUCCAUUACGCAUGGAAUCUCGGAGAUCUCCAGACUUUCGAACCCACUUUUCUUUUGCACAAGAUCCAAGCUAUCCGACUGGUUAAUGAAGGGUUAAGUAGCCCCUCUGGCGGGAAGGAUUAUACGAGCUGCGCCAAUUACAUCAUUACACUGAGCUUUACGGAGUGCUGUCUCGGAAACUUCCGAGUUGCAGAAGCGCACCUCAAAGGCCUCAUGAGGUUCAUCGAUGCCCACAGGGCCGAUGAACAGGACUUAAGCUCCGAAGACACCAUUAAAAGAGAGCUUACUGACCGAUACCUUAUUCUGGCCUACAACUUUGUCCACAGUCUAAAAAGCCGCUUAGAUGAUUUCCUAACCAGCACGGCCAUAGUCGAAAAUAUCUCUCGUGACUCAGACCCAAAAGGCCUCGCAAGAGUCUUACAUCGCUGGCAUGUACAGGAAGCCACCGGUCUUGCCUUCAGACUUAAGACAAUCAGACUGUUCCCGUACUUCUUUAGCUCGGCAAUUGUGACCAAGUACCCCCGCCACGUCGAUGUUAGUGGUAUUAUCUCCUGCCUCACGCAGAUAACACAACAACAUGAUGCAAGGUUUGCAGGAUCUGAGGCGACAUAUGAUGCUGGUUCUCGCUAUGAGCUCUGGGACAGCGGUGGCCCUUCGAGGCUGCUGUCUGCCGUGGUAAACGCUCACUUGGACUCUAUCUCAAACGGGUCAUCCUUAUCUUCCCAGGCGAAUGCGGGAUUUGUCUCGUCUUGGUCUGGAUUCUGUGUUGCCAUUGGCAUGUACCUGACAUCGGUGCUCGGCAUAUGGAAUCAAGGAUCCCCAGCGGAGAGCUCUCUUCUACAUCAUGUACUACUGAUACUUAAGCAAGACUUGGAAACAAGCUGGUUGAACUUCAAGGCCCGGAGCAAAGAAUCACAGGCUUCGUGGAUCUGGAAAUGGUUUGCUGGGGCUCUCACCAUAGCCCACGUCCAACCAAAUGAUUGUGACAAACGAUUCCGGGAGUUGAGCGUUGAAUUCCUGUCUCUCGUUGAACAUUGUCGCGGCGUAAUCAGACAGGACUCUGAACACUGGCCGGAGGUAAAAGCCUUGCUUCACCGUGUGGUUUGGCCGCAUGAGCUUCCCAAAGAAAGGGAAGUAAUCAAGUUCUGGAAUAAUCCUAUGCUGGGCUCUCUUAGUUCUUGA